AUGAGUUUGAAGGUAAUUUUUGAGGCUGUCCGAGGACUAACAGAGUAUGGGGAUACAGCACUGGACAAUGUGAGAGUGAGGGAUGGAUCCUGUGAAGCUGGCCCUACACCUGUACCACCAACACCUACACCAACAGAGCCUACACCACCACCAGUGACAGAAGCAAUUUGCAGUAUACAUGGAGACCCUCACUACCACACAUUUGACAAGCAGCUACACAGCUUCAUGGGCACCUGCACCUACACCCUCUCCAAGCUGUGCGAGAGCAACAGCUCCCUGCCCUACUUCAACGUGGAAGCAGCCAACGAGCACAGGGGGAGCAACACUCGUGUGUCCUACGUCCGAUACGUGGAUGUCGAUGUGGCUGACCAGCGGAUAAGGCUGGGGCAGGGUGGAGUGGUGACGGUGAAUGGAGUGGCAGAGAUCCUGCCUUGCAGCCCAUCCGCAGGUGUGCAGGUCUUGUCCAGUGGGUUCUACACUAUGGUCAUGACAGACUUUGGCUUGAGAGUGAAGUUUGAUGGGGUCCAUCGGGUGGAGGUGACACUUCCAAGCACCUUUGGGCAGAAGGUUUGUGGCAUGUGUGGGAACUACAACGGGAUGGCAGCAGAUGACUUCCUGAACCCGGAAGGGAUGCUGGAGCCAGACUCUACCAGCCUGGGCAACAGCUGGGAGGUGUCCAAAAACAGCAGCUGCUCAGCCGGAUCACUCCCCACCCCAGCCUGCAAUGACACGGACAAGCAGGUGAUCGCCAGCAGCCACUUCUGUGGGCUCCUCAUUGACACCAGUGGCCCCUUUCAGAUCUGCCACGCUGUGCUGAGCCCCAGCAGUUACUUUGAGACCUGCUCGUAUGACCUGUGUGAGCUGGGGCUGGACCAGGAGACCCUGUGCAAGAGCUUGCAGUCCUAUGCAGAUGCCUGUCAGGCCCUUGGGGUCCAGAUACCCGUGUGGAGGAACACAACCUUCUGCCCGAUCACCUGUCCGGCCAACAGUCACUAUGAGCCCUGUGCUACUGCCUGCCCUGCCACCUGUUUUGACCCAAUGGCUCCAGUCACCUGCAGCCUGCCAUGCGUGGAGGGCUGUGUGUGUGACAGCGGGUACCUCCUCUACCACGACCGAUGUGUGCCCAGCCAGCAGUGCGGGUGUUGGUACAACGGGCAGCACUACCCCGUGGGCUCCGAGUUCUGGACGGACAACAGCUGCUCCUCCAAGUGCAUGUGUCCCGCACGGGGAAGCAAAGUCCAGUGUUUCGAAGCCUCAUGCCCUGUGGGACAGUACUGCGGGGUGCAGGGUGGGAAACCCGUGUGCCUCGAACACUCCUACGGCAUCUGUCACGUCCACGGGGACCCUCACUACAACACCUUUGACAAGGUGACGCACAACUUCAUGGGCAACUGCACCUACACCCUGGCCAAAGUGUGCUCCAACACCACCUCCCUGCCCUACUUCAAUGUGGAGGCCAAGAACGAGCAUCGCGGCAACAGCAGGGUGUCCUAUGUGCGCGAAGUGCUGGUUGAGGUGUACGGACAGCGCAUUGCCAUCCUCAAGCAGGAGAAGAGCCAAGUGCUGGUGAACGGCGUGCGCCAGACCCUGCCGGUGAGGGCAGCGGGAGGUGCGAUCACGGUGAGCAAGAGCGGCCGCUACGUCGUCCUGGAGACAGACUUCAGCCUCACAGUGUCCUACGACACUGACCACUCGGUGGAGGUGAAGGUGCCCACCACCUACUUCAACCUGACCUGUGGCAUGUGCGGGAACUUCAACAACCGGAGAGACGACGAAUACAUGAUGCCCAAUGGGCAGCAAGCCGCAGACUCCAAUGCACUGGGGGAGAGCUGGCAGGUCCCAGACAGUGACCCCUCUUGCGGUGUCCCCGUCCCCUCCCCACCUUGCAGUGCAGAGGAGGAGGAGCUCUACAAGUCAGACCGCUUCUGUGGCAUACUGACCAGCACGCCCAGCUCUUUUGAGUUGUGCCACAGUGUGAUCAACCCCCAGAGCUAUUUUGACACCUGCCUCUACGACCUUUGUGCCCUGAAUGGUGGCCAGGAGUUUCUGUGUGCUGCUCUGGAGGCCUACGCUGACGCGUGCCAGGCAGCCGGCGUGACUCUUCUGCCCUGGAGGAAUGCUACCUUCUGCCCUGUUGCAUGCCCUCCCAACAGUCAUUACAACCCAUGCACCAGUGCUUGUCCAGCAACCUGCACUGAUCCUCUUGCAUCUAAGAACUGCAGCAAACCUUGUGUAGAAGGAUGUGAAUGCAACAAUGGUUUUGUCAUCAGCGGGGGACAGUGUGUGUCCAUGAGCAACUGUGGCUGCCUUCAGAAUGACAAAUAUUAUGAGAAAGGAGAAUCUUUUUGGCAACCAGACUGUGUAGGCCAAUGUGUAUGUGCUGGAAAUGGGACUGUAGUUUGCAAUUCAGACACGUGUGAAGUAAGUGAAGUUUGCAAGGUACAGAAUGGACUCUUGGGAUGUUACCCAUUGAAUCCCAGCACCUGCCACAUUUUUGGGGAUCCACAUUAUAUAACCUUUGAUGGAAGACUGUACCAUUUCCAAGGAGACUGCAAUUAUACUGUUGUUGAGAGAUGCACAAAUUCUUCUGAAAAGUUCUCAGUGACUACCAGAAAUGAACAUAGAGGAAACCCAAACUGGACAGCCUUGAACUCAGUUUCUGUCACACUGGAAAACCUUCACAUUGUUUUGAAGAAAAAUAGAGAGACCUAUGUGGAUGGAGUUCAGGUUAAACUUCCUGUGGAUUUGAACCAUGGAGCCAGAGUAGCCACAAAAGGACACUACGUGGUCGUUGAUACCUCUCUAGGGAUCCAGGUUAAGUUUGAUGGUGACCAGGAGCUUUUCAUUCUGGUUGAUGAAAGUCUCAAAGGACAGCUGUGUGGUCUCUGUGGAACAUUCAAUGACAACCAACUAGAUGACUUUUUAAACCCGGAUAAAGUCCUAGAACAGGAUCCAAAUAAAUUUGGUGACAGCUGGAUAGUGAAGGAUGACAACAGGACGUGUAAUGCAGUUUCAGUUGUGCCGCCUGCUUGUGACACAGCAAAAGAGAAAGAAUAUGAAGAACUCUGCAAAAUUGUUUUGCAAAAUAGUGGACCUUUUCAGGCCUGCCAUUGGCACAUUCCCCCACAGCUGUACUUCGAGAGCUGCGUCUAUGAUCUGUGUGCCACAGAGGCGGAUUCUGACCAGUUCUGCAAGAUUUUAGAGGCAUAUGCUGCUGCCUGUGAACUUGGAGGUGUAAAUCUGGGUGAAUGGAGGAAAGAUACCAUCUGCAAAAUGACUCCAACCACACCAGGCACCACCAUCACCACACCUUCAGAAGAGACACCCACGUCAACACCCACAUCAACACCCAUGCCAGGCACAGAGACCUGUGUGGUGGAAGGAGACCCUCACUACCACACAUUCGACAAGCAGCUACACAGCUUCAUGGGCACCUGCACCUACACCCUCUCCAAGCUGUGCGAGAGCAACAGCUCCCUGCCCUACUUCAACGUGGAAGCAGCCAACGAGCACAGGGGGAGCAACACUCGUGUGUCCUACGUCCGAUACGUGGAUGUCGAUGUGGCUGACCAGCGGAUAAGGCUGGGGCAGGGUGGAGUGGUGACGGUGAAUGGAGUGGCAGAGAUCCUGCCUUGCAGCCCAUCCGCAGGUGUGCAGGUCUUGUCCAGUGGGUUCUACACUAUGGUCAUGACAGACUUUGGCUUGAGAGUGAAGUUUGAUGGGGUCCAUCGGGUGGAGGUGACACUUCCAAGCACCUUUGAGCAGAAGGUUUGUGGCAUGUGUGGGAACUACAACGGGAUGGCAGCAGAUGACUUCCUGAACCCGGAAGGGAUGCUGGAGCCAGACUCUACCAGCCUGGGCAACAGCUGGGAGGUGUCCAAAAACAGCAGCUGCUCAGCCGGAUCACUCCCCACCCCAGCCUGCAAUGACACGGACAAGCAGGUGAUCGCCAGCAGCCACUUCUGUGGGCUCCUCAUUGACACCAGUGGCCCCUUUCAGAUCUGCCACGCUGUGCUGAGCCCCAGCAGUUACUUUGAGACCUGCUCGUAUGACCUGUGUGAGCUGGGGCUGGACCGGGAGACCCUGUGCAAGAGCUUGCAGUCCUAUGCGGAUGCCUGUCAGGCCCUUGGGGUCCAGAUACCCGUGUGGAGGAACACAACCUUCUGCCCGAUCACCUGUCCGGCCAACAGUCACUAUGAGCCCUGUGCUACUGCCUGCCCUGCCACCUGUUUUGACCCAAUGGCUCCAGUCACCUGCAGCCUGCCAUGCGUGGAGGGCUGUGUGUGUGACAGCGGGUACCUGCUCUACCACGACCGAUGUGUGCCCAGCCAGCAGUGCGGGUGUUGGUACAACGGGCAGCACUACCCCGUGGGCUCCGAGUUCUGGACGGACAACAGCUGCUCCUCCAAGUGCACGUGUCCCGCACGGGGAAGCAAAGUCCAGUGUUUCGAAGCCUCAUGCCCUGUGGGACAGUACUGCGGGGUGCAGGGUGGGAAACCCGUGUGCCUCGAACACUCCUACGGCAUCUGUCACGUCCACGGGGACCCUCACUACAACACCUUUGACAAGGUGACGCACAACUUCAUGGGCAACUGCACCUACACCCUGGCCAAAGUGUGCUCCAACACCACCUCCCUGCCCUACUUCAAUGUGGAGGCCAAGAACGAGCAUCGCGGCAACAGCAGGGUGUCCUACGUGCGCGAAGUGCUGGUUGAGGUGUACGGACAGCGCAUUGCCAUCCUCAAGCAGGAGAAGAGCCAAGUGCUGGUGAACGGCGUGCGCCAGACCCUGCCGGUGAGGGCAGCGGGAGGUGCGAUCACGGUGAGCAAGAGCGGCCGCUACGUCGUCCUGGAGACAGACUUCAGCCUCACAGUGUCCUAUGACACUGACCACUCGGUGGAGGUGAAGGUGCCCACCACCUACUUCAACCUGACCUGUGGCAUGUGCGGGAACUUCAACAACCGGAGAGACGACGAAUACAUGAUGCCCAAUGGGCAGCAAGCCGCAGACUCCAAUGCGCUGGGGGAGAGCUGGCAGGUCCCAGACAGUGAUCCCUCUUGCGGUGUCCCCGUCCCCUCCCCACCUUGCAGUGCAGAGGAGGAGGAGCUCUACAAGUCGGAUCGCUUCUGUGGCAUACUGACCAGCACGCCCAGCUCUUUUGAGUUGUGCCACAGUGUGAUCAACCCCCAGAGCUAUUUUGACACCUGCCUCUACGACCUUUGUGCCCUGAAUGGUGGCCAGGAGUUUCUGUGUGCUGCUCUGGAGGCCUACGCUGACGCGUGCCAGGCAGCCGGCGUGACUCUUCUGCCCUGGAGGAAUGCUACCUUCUGCCCCCUGAAGUGUCCUUCCAACAGCUCCUAUGACCCUUGCAUGACCGGCUGUCCUGCCACCUGUGUUGACCAACAAGCCCCACAGAACUGCUCCAAGCCCUGCGUGGAGGGCUGUGCAUGUACCUCUGGCUUCCUCCUCAGCGGAGACACCUGUGUGCCCGAGGCCCAGUGUGGCUGCCUCUUUGAGGACAACUACUACAGCGAAGGCGAGUACUUCGUGAACGAGAAUUGCACUCGCCGGUGCCGGUGUGAAGCCAAUGGCCAGAUGGUUUGCUCUGCCUUGUCCUGUGGCGAGGAGGAGGUCUGCAAGAUCCAGAACGGCCAGAGGGGCUGUUACCCAGCCAGCACUGCGCUCUGCCACAUCUACGGUGACCCGCAUUACAGCACCUUCGAUGGGAAGCUUCACCACUUCCAGGGCUCCUGCAACUACACCGUUGUGACAGGCUGUGACAACUCCUCCAUCGGGUUCAGUGUCACCACCCGCAAUGAACAUCGUGGCAGCCAGAGCUGGACAGCUCUGAACUCUGUGGCACUGUCCCUGGAAGGCCUCCACGUUGCACUGCGCGAGCGCAAGGCCGUCUACGUCAACGGUGCUCUGGUCUCCCUGCCUGCUUCUCCUGCCCCCGGUGUGACCAUUUCCCUGAGCGGCUCCUACGUGCAUGUUUCCACCAAGCUGGGCCUGCAGCUGCAGUUCAACGGGGACCACGAGCUCCUCGUGAAGGUGUCUGAGAAGCACAAGGGCAAGCUCUGUGGGCUGUGUGGGACGUACACUGGGAGCCAGCAGGACGACUUCAUGCGCCCCGAUGGAGUUGUCGUGCCCGACUUCAAUGACUUUGGAGCCAGCUGGAUGGUGCCGGAUGAUGAGUGGCCGUGUGACCCAGCCAUCAGCCCGCCUGUGUCCUGCUCCCCUGCCGAGGAGGAGGCAGCUAACAAGCAGUGUUCAAUCCUCACGCAUCUGGGUGGCCCGUUCCAGCCAUGCCAUGCAGUUCUGCCACCCCAGACCUACUUUGAGAGCUGUGUCUAUGACCAGUGUGCCACAGGCGGCAGCACGGAGCAGCUCUGCAAUGACCUGGGGGCCUAUGCCACAGCCUGCGCGGAGGCAGGGGUUGCCCUGGGAGACUGGAGUGCUGGCACUGUCUGUGCUCCUACACCCUCGUCCCCCUUGCCAGACACUACAACACGGCCUCCACAUACAACAACCUCACCGGCACCUGGGACAAGCACAGCUCCCCCGACAGACUGCAAUUUCACCUGCACAUUCGACAAGGACUUCUGUGGCUGGGUCCAGGCAGACUACAGCAGCAUUGACUGGAUAAGGAACAGAGGCCCAACGCCCACACCAAAUACCGGCCCCUCCUCUGACCACACAACUGGAGACGGCUACUACAUCUACCUGCAAGGGACUGAUGAUGCUCUCUCCGGGUUUGUGGCUGUCCUGGUCGGUCCGGUGUGCAGUUGGGAAGGAACGCACUGCUUCCGCUUCUGGUACCACAUGUACGGAAACUCUGAAAUGGCCCUGCGGGUGUACGUGGCAAAGGACUGUGAGCAAGUGGAGGUGUGGAAUCAAGAAGGGAACCAUGGGGACACGUGGCACUUGGGAGAGGUGACGGUGCACAUCACAGGAGAUACGCAGAUUUUGCUGGAGGGACAGUGGGGCGAAGACGCCCGGAGCAACGUAGCAUUGGAUGAUCUGUCCAUUGAAAAGGGAUCCUGUGCAGCAACACCCACGAUCCCACAGCCAGGCACUACAACGCAGACAACACCAAGACCACCAACAGCACCACCGGGGACGCCUCAGGUGGACAAGGCUGCUGCAACAAAACGCCAUGCUGAACACGUGCCCAUUUCUUCCUCUGAUCUCAUCAUAGGUCAAACUAUCCUCCUACAAACCCGCAACCCCCUGCCGAACGUCACGACGCAGACAACACCAAGACCACCAACAGCACCACCGGGGACGACCUCAGGUCCACUUCCUCCUACACCCUCAACCCCACUGCCUAACAUCACGACGCAGACAACACCAAGACCACCAACAGCACCACCGGGGACGACCUCAGCUCCUACACCCUCGUCCCCCUUGCCAGACACUACAACACGGCCUCCACAUACAACAACCUCACCGGCACCUGGGACAAGCACAGCUCCCCCGACAGACUGCAAUUUCACCUGCACAUUCGACAAGGACUUCUGUGGCUGGGUCCAGGCAGACUACAGCAGCAUUGACUGGAUAAGGAACAGAGGCCCAACGCCCACACCAAAUACCGGCCCCUCCUCUGACCACACAACUGGAGACGGCUACUACAUCUACCUGCAAGGGACUGAUGAUGCUCUCUCCGGGUUUGUGGCUGUCCUGGUCGGUCCGGUGUGCAGUUGGGAAGGAACGCACUGCUUCCGCUUCUGGUACCACAUGUACGGAAACUCUGAAAUGGCCCUGCGGGUGUACGUGGCAAAGGACUUUGAGCAAGUGGAGGUGUGGAAUCAAGAAGGGAACCAUGGGGACACGUGGCACUUGGGAGAGGUGACGGUGCACAUCACAGGAAAUACGCAGAUUUUGCUGGAGGGACAGUGGGGCGAAGACGCCCGGAGCAACGUAGCAUUGGAUGAUCUGUCCAUUGAAAAGGGAUCCUGUGCAGCAACACCCACGAUCCCACAGCCAGGCACUACAACGCAGACAACACCAAGACCACCAACAGCACCACCGGGGACGACCUCAGGUCCACUUCCUCCUACACCCUCAACCCCACUGCCUAACAUCACGACGCAGACAACACCAAGACCACCAACAGCACCACCGGGGACGACCUCAGGUCCACUUCCUCCUACACCCUCAACCCCACUGCCUAACAUCACGACGCAGACAACACCAAGACCACCAACAGCACCACCGGGGACGACCUCAGCUCCUACACCCUCGUCCCCCUUGCCAGACACUACAACACGGCCUCCACAUACAACAACCUCACCGGCACCUGGGACAAGCACGGGUCCAUCAGCACCAACACCCACGAUUCCCUUGCCAGGCACUACAACGCAGCCUGCCCACACAACAUCACCAACAACACCAAUACCCAGCUCAGACCGUGCUUCCUGCAGCGCCUCUGGAGAUCCACAUUAUAACACUUUUGACCACAGAGUCCAUAAUUUCAUGGGAAAUUGCACUUACACCCUCUCCAAAGUGUGCAAUGUCUCUGAGAAGCUUCCAUACUUCGAUGUGUCCACAACAAAUGAGCACAGAGGAGCCAACACCAAAGUCUCUUAUGUGAAGUCAGUGCAAGUGGAAGUCUAUGACAACCAGAUAUCUCUACAGAAAAACAAGAAAGUGAAUGUGAAUGGUCGCAGAAUGAACCUGCCUGUAUUUAUUGAGAAGAAAAUCAGUAUUCAAAGCAGUGGUGGAUAUGUUCUCUUGGAAACUGACUUUGGACUGUGGGUGAGAUACGAUGGAAACCACUAUGCGGAAGUCUCCGUGCCCUCUAAUUACAGUCAUCUGCUCUGUGGCCUCUGUGGUAAUUAUAAUGGUGAUCCAAAUGAUGACAAUAUAAAACCCAAUGGUGAUAUUGCCAGUGGUUCUACUGAUCUUGGAGAAAGCUGGCUUGUGCCUGAGAAUAACACCAUAUGCUCCAGUGGUGGGACAGAAGAGCAGUGUGAUCCUGUGUUGGAGAGUGAAGCAAAGAAGAACAUAGCAUGUGGCAUGAUCACAGACCCAACAGGAAUCUUCAAGGACUGUCAUACCAAAGUGCCUCCAGAGAAUUUCUUUGAAAAUUGUGUUUAUGACAUGUGUUUCACUGGUGGACAGGCAACAUCCCUAUGCUAUGGACUACAGGCCUAUGCUGAGUCAUGUAUCAAUGCUGGCAUAUGCAUAGAGUGGAGGAAUGCUACUCUUUGCCCAAUGUCCUGUCCUGGAGGCAGCAUCUACAAGAGCUGUGGUACUAGGUGUCCCUCUACCUGUUUGAACAUCUCAGCAGCUGAUUCCUGCAGUUCUUUACCAGUGGAAGGUUGCUUCUGUAAGGAAGGUUAUGUUUUGAGUGGAGACAAAUGUGUGCCAGAAAGCAGCUGUGGUUGUGUUGAUGAAAAGAACCAGUAUCACCAGCUGGAUGAAAGCUGGUUCACCCAUUAUCCCUGCACUGAACGCUGCACCUGCAAGGCUAAUAACACCAUUGAAUGCACAUCCUGGGAGUGUGGAGUCCAAGAGGAAUGCAGCAUUCAGGAUGGUGUGCUGGGCUGUCAUUCCAAUGGUCAAGCAACAUGUCAAGUGGUAGGAGAUCCCCAUUAUUUCACUUUUGAUGGAAUGAAGUACACUUUCAUGGGAACCUGCACCUACACUUUGGUUGAGGUUGUCAACACUUCCACCAAUGUCAUUCCUAUAACCAUACUGGGCAAGAAUGAAGACAGAGGACUGAGAGGGGCCACAUACCUGAAAGAAGUCUAUAUAGAUGUGCAUGGUGUACGAAUCACCCUUCAGAAAAACCAAGGAAUCCUGCUGAACAAUGAGAGAGUCUACACUCCAGUGGAGAACCGACUGCAAGGCGUGUCCAUUGGAAAUGUUGGCAGAUUUAUAGUCAUGGAAACUGACUUUGGUGUGAUAGUGAAAUACGACGGCAAUCACCAUCUGGAAAUCACCCUCCCACAAUCUUACUUCUCACAGGUGCAUGGCAUGUGUGGUAAUCUCAAUGAUAUUCGUGAAGAUGAUCUGUCCUUGCCCAAUGGAACAGUCGUCAGUGCCACACAGUUUGGAAAUAGCUGGAAAGUGGAGGAAGACAGUGAUAAGGGUUGCUUACCAGACUUAAGAGAAGAUGAUAAUCCUCCUUGCACUGCUGAGAAUAAACAAGUCAUUGAAAGCCAGUGUAAUGUCCUAAAAUCAGACAAAUUCAAAGUAUGCCAUAAUCUAGUCAACCCUGAAGACUUUGUAGAGAUCUGCAUCUAUGACAUGUGCCAGUAUGACGGCAUGAAGUCUGCUCUCUGCGACAUAGUUCAAGCCUAUGUGGAGACCUGCAAGAACCAUGGAAUCACCAUUAAAUGGAGGAAUAACACAUUCUGUCCAUUGCCCUGCCCAUCCCGGAGCCAUUACAAAGACUGUGUCUCCGCCUGCCCAUCAACAUGCAAUGACAUUUUUGCCUCUUCCCUUUGUGACAAGACAGAAGAAUGUACAGAGGGCUGUGAGUGUGAUGAUAAUUAUGUGCUCAGUAAUGGCAACUGUGUACCUCUGAGCAGUUGUGGCUGCAGGGAUGAUGACAACAAUUACUACAGUGCUGGGGAGACAUGGAUAACUCCACACUGUGCCAGAAGAUGCCAGUGUCAGAAGAACGGUGUCAUCAGUUGUAACAGCUAUAGCUGUGAUUCUAGAGAAACAUGUGUGAUCCAAAAUGGAAAAUACAAGUGCCAUCCAACAGGUUUUGGAAGAUGCCAGAUCCUGGGCGACCCACACUACACCACCUUCGACGGUCUGGUGCACCACUUCCAAGGGAAAUACACGUAUAUUUUGGCUCAGACCAUCCCUGACCUACCUGAUACUCUCACGCCGUUCAGCAUUGAAGGCAUUAACUCUCCUUUACUCCUAUUUCGACACAUUACCUACCUGAAAGAGAUUCUCAUCAAUGUUUACAACCACACAGUGCGAUUCAGGCAGAACAAGCAGAUUCUGUUGGAUGGUGUCCGUGUGAGACCCCCUCUUCGACCUCAUGAAGGUAUUCAUAUAUAUCAGAGGAUAACAAGAAUUUACCUAGAGACAGAUUUUGGCUUGUAUGUGAGCUUUGAUGGCAAUCAAAAUGCAGAUAUAAAGCUGGCCAACACCUACGGAAGCAGAGUGGAAGGCUUGUGUGGUGACUUUGAUGGGAGAUAUAGAAAUGACUUCACAAAUCCAGAUGGUGUUUGGGUGAAGAACGUGAAUGUAUUCGGUGAAAGUUGGAAAGUUCCUUUAAAAAGAAGCUCUCGUUUCAGACGAGAUGUCAACUCAGGAAAUGAGUCUGCGGAGGAGCCAGAUCCAGGGCUUUACCAAGGUUGCAACGAAAAUCAGCUGGAACAGCAAAAUGCAACUUCAAGAUGCCAAAUCCUGACUGACUUGAAUGGUCCUUUUGCAAAGUGUCAUUCCACAGUCCUACCGGAUUUCUAUUUCACGAGCUGCCUGUUUGAUAUGUGUGUGGAAGGAGAUGAGGUCACUACCUUGUGUCGCAGUCUGGAGGAAUAUGUGCUGGCCUGUCAGCAGCAAGGAGUCAGUAUGGAUGGCUGGAGACAACAGACAGUUUGUGGUAUAUCAUGUCCUGCCAACAGCAACUACAGCUCAUGCACGUCUGCAUGCCCAGCAUCCUGCAACGACCUGACCAGCCCUUCUGAGUGUGAAUCACCUUGUGUGGAAGGCUGUGAAUGUCUCCCUGGCUAUGUUCUUAGUGGUUUUGACUGUGUGCCUUACAAAGAGUGUGGCUGCACAUACCUGAACAAAUACUAUGAGAUUGGAGAAAUAUUCACCACUGAUGACUGCUCUCAGACAUGCCAGUGCACAGAAAGCUCCACUGUUUUCUGCUCUGACAAAGUGUGUGGGUCUGAUGAAAUCUGUGGCAUCUCCAACUACACUCGUGGAUGCUACAGGAGUGGACCAUGUAUGCCAAACCCUUGUCAGAAUGAUGGUGUUUGCUCUGAAACUACCAAUGGCACCUCUCUCCUCUUCUACUGUGAAUGUUCAGAGCUGUACACAGGAGCAACGUGUGAGGCUGAAAAGAUAGCUGAAGACCCUGACACAGAGGAUCCCAAGGACUAUACAUAUGCCAUCGUCAUCGGAGUCGUGGCAGGUGUAAUUGUUAUUGUCAUUCUCAUCUCAUCUACAGUGUACCUGUACAGGAGAAAGAGAAAUGUGGAUACACAGACAAUAACAAGGGAUUCUUCUUUGAAGUGGUCCAGGGAUGAACUGGAUGCCAGAGUACACGAGCAAGAUUAUGGCUGCAUCGUAAACAGUGCAUUUGAUCAAAAUGAAUCCCAAAAUACACAGCUAUAGUUAACAAUAUUUUUCCAAUUCAUUUAUCAUACUUUCUGCUCUUGUAUUUUAAUUAUAUUUCUACUACUUUGAGAAGAAAUAAUAAUAAA
Molecule: messenger RNA, 12401 nt
Organism: Pipra filicauda (Wire-tailed manakin)
Lineage: Eukaryota; Metazoa; Chordata; Aves; Passeriformes; Pipridae
Exons: 61
Coding region: 1-12312 (4103 amino acids)
Cellular component (GO): membrane
Molecular function (GO): protein binding
Source: RefSeq, a predicted model, not a curated record